UUGUCCUCUGUGUUUGUGUGUUGGCUGGGAUCUCAUCUCCUUCACUCCUGUGUUCUCAGGUCCCAUCUCUUCCAAUUUCCCUCCCCCCAUCGAAGUUGACCUUUCAUUCCACCAUUUCGAAUCCCAAGACUCAGGUCUGGUAACUAUCGAGGUUAUUGGGUGUAGAAGGGAACUAUGGCAGCUUCAGAGGAGAAUAGUGCACUGUUCCCAAUAUUCAUUUUGACAAUAAUGGCCAUUCCUAUAGUGCCAUACACAAUAACAAAGUUGUGCCGAGCUGCCUCUAAGAAAUCAAAGAGCAUACACUGUCAGUGCUCUGAAUGCUCGCGGUCGGGCAAGUACCAUAAAUCAAUAUUCAAGAGGAUUUCGAAUGUGUCAACCUGUAGUAAUAUGACAUUAUUACUGCUUUGGGUGAUUAUGAUUAUUCUGGUUUAUUACAUAAAGACCAUGAGCCGUGAGAUCGAAGUUUUCGACCCAUUUAGUAUUCUAGGGUUAGAGCCUGGAGCGGCAGAGUCUGAAAUAAAGAAAAAGUAUAGGAGACUUUCAAUUCAAUACCAUCCAGAUAAAAAUCCGGAUCCAGAGGCACACAAGUACUUUGUUGAGUACAUUGCCAAGGCUUAUCAAGCUCUUACAGAUCCAAUAGCUCGUGAAAAUUAUGAAAAAUAUGGCCAUCCUGAUGGCCGACAGGGAUUUCAAAUGGGUAUAGCUCUUCCACAAUUCCUGCUAAAUAUUGAUGGGGCAUCUGGGGGAAUACUUCUGCUUUGGAUUGUUGGUGUGUGCAUUCUCUUGCCACUGGUUAUUGCUGUUGUUUAUCUCUCCAGAUCGUCAAAGUAUACUGGCAACUAUGUGAUGCAUCAAACACUUUCCACUUACUAUUACCUCAUGAAGCCUUCCUUGGCCCCCAGCAAAGUCAUGGAUGUUUUCAUCAAAGCUGCCGAAUAUAUGGAAAUUCCAGUUCGUAGGACUGAUGAUGAACCUCUUCAGAAGCUUUUGUUGUUGGUAAGAAGUGAGUUGAAUCUUGACCUCAAGAACAUCAAGCAGGAACAGGCUAAGUUUUGGAAGCAGCAUCCUGCUCUAGUUAAGACAGAGCUGUUAGUUCAAGCUCAGUUGACCCGUGAAUUUGCAUCCUUGUCUCCAUCUUUACAAAGUGAUUUUCGAAGAAUUUUAGAAACAGCACCUCGCCUUCUUGAAGAAUUAAUGAAGAUGGCAGUUAUACCCCGAAAUGCUCAGGGCCAUGGUUGGCUGAGGCCUGCAAUUGGUGUUGUUGAACUUUCUCAAUCUAUCAUCCAGGCUGUUCCUCUCAGCGCUAGAAAAUCUACUGGUGGAUCACCUGAAGGCAUUGCACCGUUUCUGCAGUUGCCACACGUUAGUGAGACUAUUAUUAAGAAGGUGGCCCGCAAGAAGGUGAGAACAUUUCAGGAACUUCAUGACAUGGACUCUCAGGAGCGAGCUGACCUGCUUAUUCAAACAGGUGGCUUAUCUUCUGCUGAAGUGCAAGACAUUGAGACUGUACUGGACAUGAUGCCUUCCUUGACACUUGAGGUAACUUGUGAGACCGAAGGUGAAGAGGGUAUACAAGAGGGUGACAUUGUGACAAUCCAUGCUUGGAUAAAUGUUAAAAGGGGAAAUGGCCUGAUUGGUGCUCUUCCACACGCCCCAUACUACCCAUUUCAGAAAGAAGAAAAUUACUGGUUUUUGCUUGCAGAUUCUAUUUCAAAUAAUGUAUGGUUUUCUCAGAAGGUUAGUUUCAUGGAUGAAGCUGCUGCUCUAACUGCUGCAUCUAAGGCAAUUGAAGAAUCUAUGGAGGGGUCAGGAGCAAAUGUGAAGGAGACAAGUAGGGCAGUUGCAGAAGCAGUUGAGAAGGUGAAAGGGGGCUCUAGAUUGGUAUUGGGCAAGUUUCAGGCCCCUUCAGAGGGUAACUACAGUUUGACUUGCUAUUGUUUGUGUGAUUCUUGGUUGGGCUGUGACAGAAGGACAAAUUUGAAGCUCAAAAUUUUGAAACGGACUCGGGCUGGCACCAGGGGUGCUGUUUUGGCCGAUGAAGGACCUAUCACGGAGGAUGGAGUUGAGGAGGAUGAGGACAAUGAGGAUGGAGAGUAUGAUGAUGACUAUGAGAGUGAGUACAGCGAAGAUGAAGAAGAUGAUCAAAACACAAAAAAUAAGCAUCAAGCUGCCAAUGGCACCGUUAAUAAACAUGGUCAAGGUGCAGAAAGUUCAGGCUCUGAUGAAGAAUGAUAAGUCUUUUCCUAACUCGAUAGAACCAUAAUUUUCUUCUUUUUUCCCUCUUGGAUGGUAGAACUAUAUCAACUGUAGAAGUUAUAGUCUGCAUUGUUCAUUUUGUUUAUCGGUUGGACUGCGUUGAUGCUUGGACUUCUGUCGUAUUUUAGUUCAGCUGAUAUCAUCGUGAUUAAAUUGUCAUAUCAUCUGAAAAUUUCGAGUAUGGUAAACCAGAGUAAGGAUAUAAUUUUGUUUUUACAAGUGUAAAACUUCUAUUAAAUGUUUUAUCGAGAAAUUUUGGUUGACAGUGUCUUAA
Messenger RNA from Vigna umbellata (rice bean), 2530 nucleotides. RefSeq names its product DnaJ / Sec63 Brl domains-containing protein (gene ATERDJ2A). Gene Ontology annotation, molecular function: transmembrane protein transporter activity; RNA binding. NCBI's taxonomy places the organism in Eukaryota, Viridiplantae, Streptophyta, Magnoliopsida, Fabales, Fabaceae. Gene Ontology annotation, biological process: post-translational protein targeting to endoplasmic reticulum membrane; SRP-dependent cotranslational protein targeting to membrane. Gene Ontology annotation, cellular component: Sec62/Sec63 complex. The record is from RefSeq and is a predicted model, not a curated record.